Molecule: messenger RNA, 824 nt
Organism: Charadrius vociferus (killdeer)
Lineage: Eukaryota; Metazoa; Chordata; Aves; Charadriiformes; Charadriidae
Gene: GIPC2
Product: GIPC PDZ domain containing family, member 2
Exons: 5
Coding region: 23-733 (236 amino acids)
Molecular function (GO): protein binding
Source: RefSeq, a predicted model, not a curated record
UUGCUUUCCUCCUGCACAGAUCAUGUUUUGCACUUUGAACACUCAUAAGGCUGAUAUGGACAAGCUCUUGGGUGCACAAAUUGGCCUUGAAGAUUUCAUAUUUGCCCACAUAAAAGGACAACGAAAAGAAGUGGAAGUUCUUAAAACUGAUGAUGUGCUUGGGCUUACCAUUACAGACAAUGGAGUUGGCUGCGCAUUUAUAAAGCGAAUCAAAGAAGGUAGCCUUAUGGACCAAACCAAAAUCAUCUGCGUGGGUGAUCACAUAAAGACUAUAAAUGGAAAAAAUGUGUCCGAUUGUCGGCAUUAUGAAGUUGCCAAAAUGCUAAAAGACCUGGAGAAAGGUCAGGUGUUUAAGCUGGAGUUGAUAGAGCCUAUGAAAGCAUUUGAAAAGCUGGAACCAAGGUCCAAAGGCGGAACUCUGCCAGAGGCUAAAAUCUCCAGAGGGAGAGAAACACUUCGGCUGAGAACCAAAGGCCCUGCUACUGUGGAGGAAAUGCCAACUGAAGUUGAAGAAAAAGCAAUUAAAAAGGUGGAUGAGCUUCUUGAAACGUACAUGGGGAUAAGAGAUAUUGAAUUAGCUGCAACAAUGGUGGAAGCUGGAAGAGACAAGAAAAACCCAGAUGAAUUUGCAGUGGCAUUGGAUGAAACUCUUGGAGACUUUGCAUUUCCAGAUGAGUUUGUCUUUGAUGUGUGGGGAGCAAUAGGUGAUGCUAAGCAAGGACGACUGGAAUGAGAACUGUGCAGUUUAUCGAUCCUUAUUUGAAAAUACAAAAUGAUUUUCAAAUAUAUACUUAAAUAUUUUAAUACUUUUAUUGAUAUGACUC